AUACACAAUCACCUUGAAAAAUGUCUUACGAAGAUAAAUUCGAUGCAUCAUUAGAUCUUCUUAGACGAUUAGAUCCUCGUUCCAUCCAAACAAAUCUCAAUGAUAUCUGUACCCUCGUCGGUGACGAGGAACUCGUGCAGGAUCUCUUAUCGUCGGUAGAUACACCAUUAACCACGGCUCAAUGUGGAGAAACCGGGAAGAUGUACUUGUGUUGUGAUUAUAAUCGUGAUGGGGAUUCCUAUAGAUCACCUUGGUCCAAUAAAUAUUAUCCUAGCAUUUCUGGUGAUGAAUUGCCUCCUUAUCCUUCUGACUUGUUACGACAAUUGGAAAUCAAAGCUAAUGACAGUUUUGAUGUUUAUCGUGAUUUGUAUUAUGAAGGUGCUGGAGUUUCUUCUGUGUAUUUGUGGGAUACUGCUGAGGAUGAAAGUGCUGGAUUAGAAGAAGGAUUUGCCGGUGUGGUGUUGUUCAAGAAGGAAACUGAAGAUGGAUCAGGAAAAUGGGAUUCUAUUCAUGUGUUUGAAGUGAUUCCUCAAUCUAAAACCAGUAUUUUAUAUAAAUUGACUUCAUCUGUUAUUCUUGAUUUACAAAAAUCUCAAGGUUCAUCGUUAAGCUUAUCUGGAAAUUUGACCAGACAGUUGGAAACUUCCCAAGUUGUUGAAUUGGAAGGAGGUGUCAAUUUAGAAACUUUCCAUUUGAUUAAUUUAGGUACUUUGAUUGAAAAGUCGGAAUAUAAUAUUAGAAACUUGUUGCAAGAAGUUUACUUUGACAAAUUGAAGGAUAUAAUGUUGAAAGAUUUACGUUCUAUUGGAGAUAUUUCCGAUAAAAAAUUAGAAGAGUUAAGACAACAACAAAUUGUCAAAGGUUUACAAAGUUUAUAAAGUAUAGGUAUAAAUAAAUAUUCAUCAUUUUCUAUAAAUUGACAAGUCUAUCUUGAUAUCCUCGUCAUCGUCGUCGUCAUCGGUAACUACUGGCUCUAAUAAAUCUAAAUCAUCUUCACAUUCUGACAAAACUUCGGUCUGAGUUAUUGUCCGGUUCGUUAGAUCAUCCAAACUCGUUCCAGAUUCUAAAUUUUCUUUUGUUAUAUUAGUCAAUGUGGCCGUGUAAUCUUCAUCGGUUAAUGAGGAUAACACAUUAGCUUUUACGUCGUUCACAAACGACCAAAUGGACGAGGAAACUGUUUGAAUCAUAUCGUCAGUGACAAAAGAAUGCCGCUCGUGCGCUGGCGCAUCACUAGUAGACAAUCUCUUUGAUUUUCCCCUCAAGGGAGACGUGUUUGAUCCUAUGCUUGAGAAUGAACCUUGUGACAGACGGCUUCUAUGCGGUGUAAGAUGAUAUUGAGUAGAAUGUUGAGUAGGUUCAGGUACCAAUGAUUUUUCAAACUCUUGUUGUAGUAAGUUAUCAAGCAUAUUCAAUGGCUUGGAUAUUCCAUUCCAUAUUUUAUUUGCGGCAUUGGAUUCUUGAAGAAUGUGAGGUAGGUUAGGGUUUGGAGAUGUAAGACCUUUUGUCCUGGUCUGGAAAUUGUUAUUUUGGUGGAGUACUCUUUUGUCUUGGUUUUCUAUAGCAGAGCUUCUUAUUUCCUUAUGCAAUGAAGUUUGAAUAACUCGUCUCAACUUAUUCAACUCUUGUUCGUGAACUGAGAGUU
Messenger RNA from Spathaspora passalidarum NRRL Y-27907, 1642 nucleotides. RefSeq names its product F-actin-capping protein subunit beta. Gene Ontology annotation, cellular component: actin cortical patch; cytoplasm; F-actin capping protein complex. Gene Ontology annotation, biological process: barbed-end actin filament capping; cell morphogenesis; actin cytoskeleton organization. The record is from RefSeq and is a predicted model, not a curated record. Gene Ontology annotation, molecular function: actin filament binding. The transcript has a single exon. NCBI's taxonomy places the organism in Eukaryota, Fungi, Ascomycota, Pichiomycetes, Serinales, Debaryomycetaceae. Bases 21 to 878 code for a protein of 285 amino acids.